GCUGGCUCGCCCCUCACGUACCUCAGCGUUGUGCGGAACCAGUGCAACGAAAAUAAACUUCCCUUAUGAGGGGAAAUGAAAUUGAUACCUGCGGAGUGACCCACAAUUGAUUUCUGACCUUAUGGGCGGGGGAGUGCAAACGAUUCGUCCACUACUUACGUUACUCGCUUUGGGACACCCCCCCCCCCCUGCGUAACCCCGGAAAGGUCUAUCAAUGAACGGCCCCCAAGGCAGCGUAACAUCUCGCUCAUCUCCAAGGAACACAUCACUCACAGGUAUUACCUUAUUUUAAAUGGUGGUUUCAGAGCAGCGGACUUCGGCAGAUCAAGAAUAGUUGCUCAGUGCGGGGCGGCGGUUGAAACCCUCUGAGACUUGUUGACGCUUGUCUGCAGUUUUCACUACCAUACCAUACGCCCAGCACGGAACUCGCCAGUGCUUCACAUCCCACCGUAAUGGACCGAUCUCUCCUGGACCUGCCCGACGACGCGCUGCUGGCCGUGCUGGCGUACCUGGGGCCCCUGGACCUCAUGACUUGCCGGCCGGUGUGCCGCCGCCUCCGGGACCUCAGCCUGCACCGGUCCCUUUGGCGCGAUGCCCGACUCAAGAUCCGGGGCGAGGCCCUGCCGAUCGCCGCGCUGCGCCUGGCCCCCUGCCUGGCCGAGCUGGACGUGUCCCAGGGGAUGGAGCUCGCGGCCUCCGCCCUGUCCGACAGUGCGUGCGUGGUCGCUAGCCUCAGGCUGGGUGACGAUGGCAGCGGGGACGGCUACUACGCCCGAGAGGUGCUUCAGCGAGUCGCCAAUCUCGGGGGCCUCAAGAAACUUGAAUUAGAUUUCAGCUCGCUCGAGUUAAAUAAGUCACGCCCGGUCUUCAUGCAUGUGGACGACUGGAAUAUUCCGCACAACAGUUGGGAAAUGCCUGACUCUCUAUUGGAGCUGGUCUACAAUCUAGAUAUCGGUGAACUCACCCUGGUCUGUUCAGCACCGUUGAUUCCAACACCGUUCUGGGUUCGGGCUGGCCACGCCAGGCCUUGCCUCACCAACCUGUUAUACCUUGGCAUCGGCUUUUAUGAAGUUGAUUACUUCCUCGAGUAUUUACUGCAAACGCACGCGUCAACUCUGACGUACGUGGGUCUGCCUCCUCAAUACUUUUCUUUGCCCACGCUUUUAGGUAUGCCUAAGCUGCAGUCUGUGAGCUUCGAAAUUUGGUCCAUUUUUGCUGUAGCUGACGAUGCGGGAGCUGUUGAUGAUGAUGUCGGAGAAGAUGACAUUGCUGGAGAUGAUUUUCCUGUAGAAGGUGGCAAUGCUGAAGAUGAUUUUCCUAUAGAUGAUGACAAUGCUGGAAAUGAUUUUCCUGUAUAUGAUGACAAUGCUGGAGAUGAUUUUCCUGUAGAUGAUGACAAUGCUGGAAAUGAUUUUCCUGUAGAUGAUGACGAUGCUGCAAAUGAUUUUCCUGUAGAUGAUGACAAUGAUGAUAAUCCUGUAGGUGAUCAUGCUGGACAUGAUGAUCCUGUAGUUGAUGAACCUAUUGCUGAUGAUGCUGGAGACGAUGUAGGUGUUAAUGAUCCCGUUCAUGACGAUGCAGGAGAUAAUGAUCCUGUGGAUGACGAUGCAGGAGAUAAUAAUCCUGUUGAUGACGAUGCAGGAGAUAAUGAUCCUGUUGAUGACGAUGCAGGAGAUAAUAAUCCUGUUGAUGACGAUGCAGGAGAUAAUGAUCCUGUUGAUGACGAUGCAGGAGAUGAUGAUCUUGUUGAUGACGAUGCUCCGGGAGUAGUUCAAUUUCUGGGACUGGUUCCGCAUGAUGAUGAAAACGUCUUCCCUCCGGGAGCACUUGAUUUUCUGGGCCUCCACCCUCAACUAGAGUUUAAGGCGCUGCGUGGCUACAUUGACCAUGAAUCCAUUUUGACUGUUACCGAAUCCCCUUUCGCCGAAGUUGUUCAAGAGCUGGACUUAAUACUUGACUCUGACUUUCCGUGGGACCUGCUGGGCUCUGCACUCCACCGCUUCUCCUCCCUGACGACACUUCGCCUGCGCACUCUGCCCACUGAAGAGUUUUUGCGGGCAGUGACUCCCGAGUCAGCGCCGUGCCUCGCCAUGCUGGAGUUGGGCACGACGCACUUCAUUCACGACAUGCUGCACGAGCCCGCCAUCAAGGACCUCCUCCAACGCAACGAACAGCUGCACCUCCGCCUUGAACACGCUGGCCGGAGGGUCCCGAGCGGGUGCGACUGUCGGUGGUGCCUACACAAGGCCGAGGGCGGCUGGAAGUACUGGAAUACUUUCGCAUCGCACAGCUGGGCGGCCGAGUGCUGCGGCAGCUACUGCUUCCAGUGGCCCUGAUGAUUUGCCGUUCCUCCUAUUACAUCAAGUUGUGGUGGUUGCUUCAUGAUGUACUUUUACUGACAUACGUUCGCGUCACACAGCUUGGCGACGGAGCUCUGAUGAUUUGCCUCUCCUCGAAUGUACAAUUUUAUCAAGUGUUGCCUGUUGCUUCAUGAUUUACUUUUAAUGCUUACCUCACUAUCUGUUAAUUUCUUUCUAAAUUGUUUACUCACGGCGGUUUGCGCAUCCCAAAGGGAGCGCUAGCGCACGCUGCUUCAAGUGGCCUUGAUGAUUUGCAGCUCCUCGAAUGUACAAUUUUAUCUAGUGCAUGCGACCGCUCCAUGAUUUACUGUUAAAGCUGAACUCAUUAUCUGUUUAUUUCUUUGUAUAUUGUUAACUCACGGUGGUUUGCGCAUCCCAUAGGGAGCACUAGCGCACCUGCGUCUACACCUAAAGAAAAUGUGUCACUCUUAAAACAUGUAAUAUCUAAUCAUGUCAUAAAUGUAACAUGUAAUAAAUCUAUUUCCGG
This is a messenger RNA of Thrips palmi, 2847 nucleotides long. RefSeq lists its product as uncharacterized. The record is from RefSeq and is a predicted model, not a curated record. Lineage: Eukaryota; Metazoa; Arthropoda; Insecta; Thysanoptera; Thripidae. The transcript has 4 exons. Gene Ontology annotation, molecular function: protein binding. Bases 453 to 2336 code for a protein of 627 amino acids.